Penicillium salamii is the source of this 3834-nucleotide messenger RNA. NCBI's taxonomy places the organism in Eukaryota, Fungi, Ascomycota, Eurotiomycetes, Eurotiales, Aspergillaceae. The record is from the annotation of a GenBank genome assembly.
AUGGCUGCCUCCGAUGGUGCUUCCUCGAUCAACGUUGCAGUCAGAGUCCGUCCAUUCACUAUCAGGGAGGCAGCCCAAAUCACCCGAUGUGAUGAUGGUCCCUUGUUCCUCGGUGACGGAUCUCUCGCCGGUGCGCCAACGCCAAAGCUUAAUCAGAAAGGUAUAAGGUCAAUCGUCAAAGUCAUUGACGAUCGAUGCUUGGUGUUUGACCCCCCCGAGGACAAUCCUGUCCAGAAAUUUUCCAGAAGCGUCGUGCCCAACGGCAAGCGCGUCAAGGAUCAAACCUUUGCCUUCGAUCGGAUCUUCGACCAGAAUGCCUCACAGGGAGAGGUCUACGAAUCUACCACGCGUAGCCUGCUCGACAACGUGCUCGAUGGAUACAAUGCGACGGUCUUUGCCUAUGGUGCAACUGGAUGUGGAAAAACUCAUACAAUUACUGGAACUGCCCAGCAGCCCGGUAUCAUUUUUCUCACCAUGCAAGAGCUAUUUGAACGGAUCGACGAGCGGUCAAGCGAAAAGUCGACUGAGGUGACACUCUCCUACCUGGAAAUCUAUAACGAGACCAUUCGUGAUUUGCUGGUCCCCAGUGGUAGCAGCGGUAAGGGAGGUCUGAUGCUACGGGAGGAUUCUCAGCAAACGGUCUCGGUGGCUGGCCUGACAAGUCACCACCCGCACAACGUGGGCCAGGUCAUGGAUAUGAUCAUGCAAGGAAACGAGCGUCGCACCAUGUCCCCCACCGAAGCGAAUGCCACUUCCUCUCGAUCACACGCUGUUCUUCAAAUCAACAUCGCCCAGAAAGAUCGAAAUGCGGAUGUCAAUGAACCACACACUAUGGCCACUUUCAGCAUCAUCGAUCUUGCUGGCAGUGAGCGCGCCAGCGCGACAAAUAACAGAGGAGCGCGCUUGUUUGAAGGUGCCAACAUCAACAAGUCUUUGCUCUCUUUGGGAAGCUGCAUCAACGCCCUUUGCGACCCUCGAAAGCGAAACCACAUCCCUUACCGAAACUCAAAACUCACUCGGCUGCUCAAGUUUGCUCUUGGUGGAAAUUGCAAGACGGUCAUGAUCGUCUGCGUUAGCCCUUCCAGCCAGCACUUUGACGAGACCCAGAAUACUCUUCGAUAUGCAAACAGAGCUAAGAACAUCCAGACCAAGGUAACGCGAAAUGUGUUCAAUGUCAACCGACACGUGAAGGACUUCUUGGUGAAGAUUGAUGAGCAAAUGAACUUGAUCAACGAACUCAAGGCGCAGGCAAAGGAUCACGAAAAGGUUGCCUUUUCUAAGUUCCGCAAACAGGGAGAAAAGAAGGAUGCUGUCUUGCGCGAAGGCGUUUCCCGGAUUCGCAACGCCUAUGAGCAUACCUUGCCCGAAAGACAAGAGAGGACCAACAACAUGCUGAAAUCACGACAAAUCAGCCGCCGAAUUGCCAUUUUAUCAUCAUGGAUUGCAGCAUUCGAUAACGUCUGCGCUACACGUGAGAACGAGGAGGGUUUGUCCAGCCUUCAUGCAGUUCGCAAAUCUGCACAAGGAAUUCUUCUUGAGCUGGAAGGCAGCAGGCACCAUUACAACCAAAGAUUAUCAAAGAGCACGUGGGACCGGCCGGUUGUUUCAGCAGUUGAAAACGCCGCGAAGCAACUCAAGGAGUUCGAUAUCGCCGAUAACAGUGACUAUGCGAACUUGAACCGGGAAGCAGACCUUCUGAGGUCUAGCGCGGAGCGCGAGGCGUUGUCAGCUGUGGCAGAGCAAGAUAAAGCUGGAGAAGCUGCUGCUGUGCAGCUACUGCUUGAAGCACAGUUUGAGCUGAUGGCUUCGAUCAAGGAUAUCAUGCAACUCAACGCAAGCGAGGCUAUCCAAAAAGGACGUACUAUUCUCUCCAAGAUGCUGGAUGAUUGUUCAAAUGCCGCAAGCAAUCUUGUCAAACCUGAUGGUAGCAUGCCAUCCAUUCCGAAUUUCACCUCUGCCAGGCCUCCCAGUCCCACGAAGCCGAAGAAGAGAUUCAGCUUGGUUAAUAUACCAACAGCCUCUACUUCCAACCCUCCUCCGGUGAUGAUGACCUCUGCCGCUCCACCUUCCCCCACCAAAGGCUCUCCGCGACGCCGCAGGGCUACUGUGGGCCGAAAGAGCGUCAGCUUCACGCCCAAGAAAUCCCAAGCAAAACCCCCGAAGAGAUCUGUUCGCUGGAGGGAUGAUGAGCAAGAGGGCGAUCUCACUGAGUUCCAGAAGACACCUAAGAAAGCCGAAUCCACAGAUGAAUACAGCUCUGAAGAGCCAUCGUUGCCUCCUCGCUCAGGCUCUCCUAUUCCACGAAACUUCCCGCGAAUUGUGAGCCCAUCGGGUUCAAUCUCACCCACCUCUGAUGAGCCCACUGGGCCAGUCGAGCCGACGCUGAAUGUUCAGAAGAAUAACAGCCGGUUCCAAGCGGGAUUCCUCUCGAAGAAGAACGGUAGCUCACCGCUAGCACCACCCCCUACUUCUUCCCUUCCACUUUCUCGCAGCAGAGAGAGCUCCCCUCUUCGUGACAUUGAGGGAAGUAGCUUCAUGAACCGUCCUGCAGUGGAGCGUCCAUCACGAAUCGCCGUUCGUAGCCCAAGUGGAAACCUAUUGAGCAGUCCGGUGUCCGAAAACCGGGACAACUGGAAGUCGAACAAAGAAGACGCUAUUAAAAUCAACUCUGCUAUGCGUCGGAUGUCUAGUGGGCGGGUGACGAGUGGACAGCAUGGUACCCCGUCGGCCAACGCUCUUCGCGUCCAUCGUCGACGCAGCCCCACUGCUGCUGCCCACGGUAUCUCGCCAAGUGACAAUCACAUGUUUACCGCGUCGCAAGCACGACGCAUGGUCAAGAGCGAGCGAGAACAUGAUGCGAAGCCUCGUGUAUUGAGUCCUCACACGCUUCCUGUCAUGAAGAAUACGGGACGUCGCUCUACUUUGGGGGACGGUCGCCCUCGAAAUGUCAGCCUUUCGAGCCGGGAUGCCAUUCGUCUCAGUGCAAUGGCAGCACCCCCUGCCGACCACAGUGCAGAUGAAUGGGUAAAUGCUGAUCCACGCCCUUCACUGACACACGCGAACCCGCUAACUCUCCACUUCUUGACCAGUACGUCUCCACUUGAAUUUCGGAUGUCUUUCGCCGCUCCGCCUGCCUCGACGCUUUUCUCACGCUUCUUCCGUCCCUUUUCUACCGGCUCGACUCGUUCCCUCGCGCCAGAUACCCAAUCGCACAACAUGUCAGACACACAGAUCGCAACCAUAGCAGCCGGCUGCUUCUGGGGCGUCGAGCACCUCUACCGCAAGAAUUUUGGCAACGGCAAAGGUCUCCUCGACGCCAAAGUGGGAUACUGCGGUGGCUUAACUCCAGACCCUUCAUACCGAUCCGUGUGCUCCGGGACAAGCGGUCACGCCGAAGCUCUACAGGUUACAUUUGAUCCCUCAAUCGUGACAUACCGCCAGCUCCUUGAAUUCUUUUACCGCAUGCACGACCCCACAACACCAAACCGCCAAGGUCCGGAUGUCGGCACACAAUACCGCAGUGCGAUCUUCACACAUGGCGCCGAGCAACAAACAAUUGCGGAGCAAGUCACACAAAAGGUUGGCACGGAGUGGUACAAGAAAGCGCUCUCUACCCAGAUCGUGCCGGCGGGUCAGUGGUGGGAUGCAGAGGACUACCAUCAGCUUUAUCUCUCGAAGAACCCAGCUGGAUAUGAAUGCCCUGCUCAGUAUGUGGUCUUGAUCCCUUCUUGGGGUCUUGUAUUGGACAUGUCACUAACUUUUUGCUUCACAGCUUUAUUCGGGACUUCCCUCCUCUGUCUGAAUGACUACACCCAAAAUUAUGACUUGAUAUAA